Molecule: messenger RNA, 3241 nt
Organism: Xylaria bambusicola
Lineage: Eukaryota; Fungi; Ascomycota; Sordariomycetes; Xylariales; Xylariaceae
Product: BRO1-like domain-containing protein
Exons: 3
Coding region: 341-2962 (873 amino acids)
Cellular component (GO): endosome
Molecular function (GO): protein binding
Source: RefSeq, a predicted model, not a curated record
CUAUCCUAACCCAAGUAGUAUGAAGUCAUAUGUUCAGAAUCUACAUUUCUCACCUUUAACUUCUCCCCUUAAACUCUCCCAUCUUACUUUUUACCUCACGCCCAGCCACGCGGUCGCCGUUACCGAUAGCUGCGCUGCCUAAGCAUAUCGAAAACGUUGUCUGUCCGAAUUGUAUACCAGGAAUAACGAUCGCAACAGGUGGGAUAAUAAGGACGAGCACGAUAAGACCAACAGCAACGAGAAUGUUCCAUCGCUCGACUCCCUCUUCCUUAUAGCUAGCCACCUUGUUCUCUAGUAAAACUGUCGCAUCUAGAGCACGUAUUUGCCCCGUUGAUCCAUCAUGCAGCAUAGCAAUACCAAUGGUAUCCUGGCGGUGCCUUUCCGUAAAGGAACCCAGUUGUCGCUGUCCUCGGCCAUCAAACAGUACAUAUCCACCAAAUAUGACCAGCACCCGGAUAUGUUUCGUCAAGACCUCGACGUCAUCGAUGCCUUGAGGCGCGAUGCCAUCCACGUGCGCGAGCCUCACCCCAGUGGCAUCAAGAAGCUGCAGGCAUACGCGGCUCAACUAGUCUGGGUCGCAGGGAAAUUCCCCAUAGAUAUAGGCGCUGACUUUACUUGGUAUCCCGCUCUGGGAUACAACAUCGACCGACCCGUCGUCCAUAAUAACCUCCAAUUCGAGCGAGCCAACAUUGUGUACAAUCUAGCUGCUCUCUAUUCGCAGUUGGCCAUCAACAGCAACCGUAGUGACACAGAAGGCCUCAAAACCGCUGCUAGCUACUUCAACCAGGCUGCCGGAGUUCUUACCCACCUAAAGAACGAAAUAAUACCAGAAUUGAGGACCGCGCCCCCGGAUGAUAUGGAUGAGCACUCCCUCGAGUCGCUCUUGCAGCUGCAGCUAGCCCAAUCACAAGAAUGCUUCUGGCACAAAGCCGUUAUGGACCGCUACAAGGAUGCAUCUAUUGCGAAGCUGGCUGCCAAAGUCUCCGAUCUUUAUAACCUCGCAGGCGAGGCUGCUAUGCGCUCGGAGGCUAUCAGUAGCAGCUGGAUUCACCAUAUGAGCGCGAAACACCACCACUUUGCUGCAGCUGCUCAGUAUCGAGCUGCUUGUGAGUCCUUGGAAAAACGAAAAUAUGGUGAAGAGGUCGCGAGGCUGCGAGACGCCGUCGCGUGCGUCGGAGAAGGUCUGAAGGAAGGGAAAGGCGGUUAUCUCAAUAAAAUCGUUAUUGAAGACUUGAAUAGUCUCAAGAAACGAGUGGAAGAUCACCUCAGCAGAGCAGAGCGCGAUAACGAUGUGAUUUACCUAAAUCCUAUACCUCCAAAAUCUGAAUUGAAAAUUCUCGACAGAGCGACUAUGGCAGUCGCCCGGAUUCCUCCACAAGUUGCGAACCCGCUUGAAUACUUAGGUGACAAGGGUGAAUUUGGCCCAGGGCUUUUCACUAAAUUAGUCCCUUAUUCUGUACAUCUCGCUGUGUCCAUUUAUGAGGAACGAAGAGACCGCAUGGUGAACCAGAAUAUUAUAGGCGAGCUCGAAAUCCUAAAUGAGCGAGUUCAUGAAAUUCUCUCGUCACUAAAUCUCCCCAGCUCUAUACAGGCAUUUGAAAAGCCCCUCGGCCUUCCAGGAACCCUAGUCCAACAUGCGGAGGAAAUACGGCAAGCCGAUGCGAGAAAUCGGUUGCUGAGAAGCUUCGCAGACAUCGACAAGCUGCGGGCUACUGAUAUGGCUAUGUUUGAGGAAGGUAGUGAACUGCUUCGAGUAGAGGAAGGAGAGGAUAAUCAACUGCGAAUGAAGUUUGGUACCGACCGAUGGACUCGCCCAGAAAGUCGUAACGAGCCGAGCCAAGGCGCUAAGCUCUGGACUCAAGCUGCCGAAGCCGAGGGUUGGUUUGCGAAUAGUGCAAGUAGUGAUGGGGUCGUGCGGGAGAAGUUCUACAGUGUCGAGCCGACGUUAUCUAUUCUAGCGGGCCCUGACCGCGGUAUCAUGGAUUUCGUGCCCUCUUCGCGGCGCACUGACAUUCCGGAAGCACUCAAACCAGCUAUUGGGCGAUUACGCAGUGUUUGUAAUGAUGUUGCACGGUUAGAAAACCGCCGUCACCGAAAAGCUGACGCCCUUCGCGAAAAAGCUCGUGGCGACGAUAUCAAAAUUGAUAUACUAGCUGAAGCUGCAAGGCUAGAGCGCAACCAAGCCGUAGCCACCGCUAUUGUACCUGCACACUUCGAAGACUUCUUCGAGAAACGACUUGACUCACUAUACGAACCCGAUCUCGAAAUGGUGCAAAAGGAAGCAGCUGAGCAAGAAAAGCUGCUGUCAGACCUUGUUCGAGCAAACCGUGAAUUCGAAAGUCAGAAGAAAAUAGUGGGCGAUAAGGGCAACCGAGAACGAGAGCAAGCUCUCCAGAAACUAGAAAACGCCUAUUACAAAUACAAGGAACUUACUAGUAACGUCGAAGUUGGUCGAAAGUUCUACAACGACCUGAGCCGCAUUGUUGGAAACUUCCGAGACAGUGUUAGGAGUUUUGUCACAGAACGAAGACGUGAAGCACGUAUGCUAGAAGAUGAGCUCAACAUGCCGCCACUUAGUAAUCUAUCUCUUGCUCAACGGGAACAAGCCCAACCACCUACCUCUAUGGGUGGUUGGAACGGUGCGUCUAAUUAUCAGAAUCCACCGCAAGCACAGCCCCAGGCGGAUGCCUCGUACCAGUCGGCCGCACCUCUUCCGCGACAACAAGUUCACAGCCCGGCUGAGGCUCAUAUCCAGUCUUGGGCCCCAGUCGGUGAGACAGUUGCUCCGCAGCCACAACAACCACGUACGAACCCUGUCCAGCACAUCUGGAACCAGGAAAUGCCGCUCAAAUUCUCUAAACCAAGCGGAUCUUCUUCUUCCUCCGGGGAACUCGCUCCACCACAGACUAACAAAUCACCGAGCGGUACUUGGGAUCCGAACAGCGGGAUCCGAUUCGGGUAGGAACCGAAUACGUCUCGCCGCCGCCGCAUAUAACUUGGAGAUUUAUGGUUUAUGGAUGACGUGAGAGAAAAUGAAAAGAAAAGAAACAAGAUUAAUGGAACGCGAGGGGAGGAAGAUGGGGAAUGCAUGAAUGUUUUUGGAAGCGAGCAUUACAUUGAAGAAGGUAUGUCUUUAAGGAGGAAAUCAAGCAUUUAGAUAGCCGUGUCAUAGCCUGGGUGUAGUAUGUUGUACAUACCGUGAGAUAGUUGUAUGGUAUUGCCCACUGGGCUUGAUGUUCGA